Messenger RNA from Carlito syrichta (Philippine tarsier), 974 nucleotides. RefSeq names its product collagen triple helix repeat containing 1 (gene CTHRC1). Bases 11 to 583 code for a protein of 190 amino acids. The transcript has 3 exons. The record is from RefSeq and is a predicted model, not a curated record. Lineage: Eukaryota; Metazoa; Chordata; Mammalia; Primates; Tarsiidae.
GUAUAAUGGAAUGUGCUUACAAGGACCUGCAGGAGUGCCUGGUCGAGAUGGAAACCCUGGGGCCAAUGGCAUUCCUGGUACCCCUGGGAUCCCAGGUCGGGAUGGAUUCAAAGGAGAAAAGGGGGAAUGCUUGAGGGAGAGCUUUGAGGAGUCCUGGACACCCAACUACAAGCAGUGCUCAUGGAAUUCGCUGAAUUAUGGCAUAGAUCUUGGAAAAAUCGCGGAGUGUACAUUUACAAAGAUGCGUUCGAACAGUGCUCUGAGAGUUUUGUUCAGUGGCUCACUUCGGCUCAAAUGCAGAAACGCAUGCUGUCAGCGCUGGUAUUUCACAUUCAACGGAGCGGAAUGUUCAGGACCUCUUCCCAUUGAAGCCAUCAUUUAUUUGGACCAAGGAAGCCCUGAACUGAAUUCAACAAUUAACAUCCAUCGCACUUCUUCCGUGGAAGGACUUUGUGAAGGAAUUGGUGCCGGCUUAGUGGAUGUUGCUAUCUGGGUGGGCACUUGUUCAGAUUACCCAAAAGGAGAUGCUUCCACAGGAUGGAAUUCGGUGUCUCGCAUCAUUAUUGAAGAACUACCAAAAUAAAUCCUUUAAUUUUCAUAUCCUACCUCUUUUUUUAUUAUAUCUUUGAAUGGUUCAUUUAAAUGGCAUUUUAAAAUCAUUUGUAUGUAUGCAUCUGAAGGAAAAACACAACUAAACAUGUUUACAGACCAAAGUGUGAUUUCACACUGUUUUUAAAUCUAGUAUUAUUCAUUUCACUUCAAUAAAAAAUGGUUUCAGGGUUUUUUAGUUGAUUAGGAUGCUUUCUUCGUAUUAACUUUCUUUGAACCUAUAGUCUGGAAUGUUGUCUUUAGUUUUCUUCUAUUCCCUUAGUACAGCAUUUGAAAAAAUAGAAAAGCUACCAGUCUUCAUACAAGUUGUAAAUGUUCGGAAUUGUUUUAUAUCUGUUAAAUAAAACUUAUUGCCAACAACUUUA